UGAAAAUGCAACUCCACCUGUUCCGGAACCUCAAUUCCGGCUGCUAGGACCCGGAAAAAAGUAGGUUUUUCAGAGUUGCGCUCCACAGGGUAACCAAGCUACACGCUUGAGUACCUCCGUCUAAUAUCGAUUUAAGUUCUGUUCGACUUCUUUGCUCUCCCUCCUGUUCGUUUGCGAUUGAAAUUUAAACGCAGAUCUGAAUGAGUCUUCGGAAUCGGGCUUCUUCGCGAAGCAAGUCGGUCCUAUCGCUGGUAGGUGGAUGACGAAAGCAAAAGCACUAUCACACUAUUAAGUGCAAGGAAAAAAAAACUGCAUGCCCUACAACAAGUACAACGGAGAGCAGCACCAGGCGGAAACAGAAUAAUAAAUGAUCGAGAUGAUCCAAGAUGAAAAAACCAAUCAAGUACUUACCUCGACGCCAUCGCUUUCGCUUCUUAGUCGACAGGAUCGAAAAAGUCGUCCAACAUUCGUAUAUGAAACUCGAAGUCGUGACGCGCUGCCCGAAAUUACUUUACUAUCAAUCUCGCGGCUCGUCCUCCGUCUAAGUAGUUGGCUCUCCAGAUGAAUGAGCGCGAGCCUUGAUUCGGGGCUAGUUAUUAUGUCCAUUUUCGUUUGUGUAGUCUAGUCUUCUCGCUUUUCGUUUUUCGGUUGAAUUGAAACCCAAAGUGGAAAACCGAAUCUGUAUUUCAUCACAAGCGCCCGCAAUUUGGAAGUACUCAGAAGCAAUUUAUUGGAGCUUGACAAAACGAGAUUGAGAUCGAUGGGUAUCUUCGCAAAUAUGUUCUCAGCGGUGGAUGGUGAACACCUCCAAGGGGAAACGCGUUCAUCUGGUUCAGCUUUGAUUGGUAGUUGGGUCCCAUCUCGUGUCACAACAUUCCAGGGCUGCACUCCUCCGAAACCUUCACCGGGCAUAACGCCGGCAAUUUUUGAUCUGCCAAGGGUCUCGUCACACUCUGGUGCGCAAGGUAGCACUAGCAGCCGGAGCAGUCAGCCGCUGUCGUCCUCGCGUUCUUCCUUCAUUUCGUUUCUCAACGAUGCGACCCAACCCGAAGGAACAAUCACGUCGAAGCCUGCGACAGCCAGCCGCGAGCAUGCGACGAGCGUCCUCUGUGACAAACCGCCGACGAUGAAGUUGUCGUGUUCUUCAUCUUCGUCAAGAACUACAUCGUCAGUCAUAAGGUCGUGUGGUGGUCCUCGCGUCUCGUCCUCAGCAAGGAGUUGCUUUCUAGACGCCAGUGCUGGAAAUAAAAAAACCACGACGAGCAGGAGCAGCUUUGAGGAACAGGGAAGCGACUCUGGAAAGGAUAAGGAUGUUGAGGAUCAUGAUGCAGGUCCUCACGGGAAGACGAAGACCGAGAAGGACGGUGACGAGGAGGCGAAGGGAAAAGAAGAUCUGAAGAAAGUCAUGGAAUUCAAUGUGUUCGACCAAAAUUGGUGGUUCGAAACGAUCAACUACGUCAUGGAGGUAGUACAGUUGUGAUUUUCACAAUCGUGAUUUGCUUUUUUUUAAGUCGUGAUGUUCUUAUUUUGAUAGCGUAUUUAUUAGAAAGAUGAAAAAGAUGAAACGACAUACCAAACAAAAAAUACGAAAUUAUGAUGCCCACACAGCAUAUAAACUUCAUCGUCUUCGGGUGCGGUAUGAUGGGUGGUGCUUACGAAAUGUACUGCCUGCAGCAGUACAAGAGGUUGCGACAGAAGAUGAUAAAUCUUCGAGCGAAGCUGGAUGCCGAGGAAGCUGCUGCUGCGCAACAAGGGAACCAACAGCGCGCGCAGGUGGCUUUGGCGUGACUGGGGAAUUUGUGCAACCUUGAUGUACGUGCGCACCAAAUUUAUUUCUUCGACGAUCUGCUCCUUCUUUUCGAUUACUCGCUCUACACAGCAGUCGUUCACAACGAAUCUCUAUUGCGCCGCCGUCGUAGUGUCGGCGACCGAGCGGCUCUUCGUAGAGAGCGGACUUCUGUAGAUACGUAAUGGGUAGAAGAACCGGAACUUUCUUCGUAGAGCGGUCCGCGUCCGCCGACUUUUUAUUUUCUGCAGCUACUACGUAGUUCCGCUUUGCCUUUAUCGUCGGGUCAUGACACUUUGCCUUUAUCGUCGGGUCAGAUGCUGUGGCCACAAGAACAUGCGCAGAGACAGACAGAGGGGAUUUGCCUGAGAGAGACCCGAUGUUGUAGUAAUCAAUUCUGUUUCGCCGAUGGAAAUGAACAACAGCAGAAUGGUAACAAUG
Amoebophrya sp. A120 is the source of this 2227-nucleotide messenger RNA. The record is from the annotation of a GenBank genome assembly. Lineage: Eukaryota; Dinophyceae; Syndiniales; Amoebophryaceae.